AGGAAGUUGUCUUAAAUCACCAGCUCAUGGUAUGUUGCUUCCUUUUGUCCUGUCAUAUGAUUCAGAGGGAUGGGAGCCAAAUGAAAUGGUGAGCGUCUCUAUCUCAUCAACAGACAAUUACUGCAUUGAGGUUGUUCUUCGCUGCUUGGCAACAGACGGUGAUGGACUUGGUCCACACGAACUUAAUGAUGGUGGUAUUCUUGCUAUAGUGAUUGCUGUUGGCUUUAAAGGAGAGCUUGUUCGAUUUCAAGCUGGUGUAACAAUGGAGAUCUUACGAUUAGAUGCCUGGUAUUCAAGCAAAGAUGGUUCCCCGGAAGGCCCAGCUACAUACAUCGUGCAGGGCCUUUGUCGAAGGUGUUGCAUUCCAGAAGUUAUUCUUAGAUGUAUGCAGGUUUUUGUUUCGCUUGUGGAGUCGCGCAAUCCACCUGAAAGCCAUGAUGAGCUGAUUGAACUAGUUGCAUCGCCUGAAACUGGGUUUCUCCAUUUAUUUAGUCAGCAGCAAUUACAGGAAUUUUUAUUAUUAGAGAGAGAAUACUGGAUAUGCAAAUUGGAGCUUGGAGAGGAACUUCCUUGUUGAUUUGUGUGUAAAUUAUGAGGUGCUGAUUUAGGGUUUAAUCAUGAGGUGCUGAUUUAGUAGUAGUGUAACGCUCUGCUGAUACAGUGGUAUUUUUGUGGAAUGGAUGAAGGGUUGAAGUUUUAU
This is a messenger RNA of Camellia sinensis, 700 nucleotides long. The record is from RefSeq and is a predicted model, not a curated record. Lineage: Eukaryota; Viridiplantae; Streptophyta; Magnoliopsida; Ericales; Theaceae.